UUUGGUGUUCACAUGGAAGUAGAAGCUGCACCAGUGUCGGAAACUCCGUUUUCUCGAGAAAAAGCAGUACCAUUUCUGGUUCGCACCUUCGUGAAAAUCGGCAGCUUCCACCGCAUCCAGCUCUUCGAAGAGGGCACUUUGCCGACGACCGACGAGCAGCAACUGUUCACUUGGAAAGAUGCAACACUACGCGAAGUCUUGAGCACACUGCGCAAUACCGCGCCUCACGUGGCUGAAUAUCGCCACCCACUCGCGCGAUUCAGCUUCCGCACCGUCUACGUCGAGCAGGGCAGCAGGGGCCGCUUCGUGUCCAAAGACCUGGGGAUGGUUUAUUCGCGUGACAUCCUUGGCGAGCCAGGCUCGCUGAACUCAACCGCGCCGCGACUGCUGGACGAUUCGUGGGAGCCCCAACAACAGGAGGUGACAGACAAAGAGCGCGAAGAGCGGACCCUUGAUGAGCUUCGUUUCGUCCCCGGCGACUUCCUCCUUAUCGCAGUCCUCCUCCCGAAAAGCGUCAGUUUGCCCUCCGAAAUAAACAUUAAGGGUGCCGCGCCGUCAUCUGCGAAUGGCUGGCAAAAUAGAAAGGGAGAUUCUGGGUGGGGCCCGGGGUCGCAGCUUGCUGGAAUUGCGAGAGGGCUGGGUGGGCAUUGGAGAGGUGAAUCAAAUCCACCCCCACCUGGCCGUGGAAGAGGGAGGGGAACAUCUCGCAGAGAUUCUCCGCCUCCAAGAGGACAACCUUGGUCCCGUUCCCGCUCAAGAUCGCCUCCAAGACGGCGAAGAGAUUGA
This is a messenger RNA of Mycena indigotica, 786 nucleotides long. RefSeq lists its product as uncharacterized. The transcript has 3 exons. Gene Ontology annotation, molecular function: transcription factor binding; transcription corepressor activity. NCBI's taxonomy places the organism in Eukaryota, Fungi, Basidiomycota, Agaricomycetes, Agaricales, Mycenaceae. The record is from RefSeq and is a predicted model, not a curated record. Gene Ontology annotation, biological process: negative regulation of DNA-templated transcription. The coding region runs from base 13 to 786 and encodes 257 amino acids. Gene Ontology annotation, cellular component: nucleus.